CUUAAAUGACACCAAGAAAAGUCUACUUAGUUUAGAUUUCCAGGAACUGGAUGGUGAAAAGCAAGUAUGAAGUUGGAAGGUUUGUUUUGUUUUCUUAUGUUUAUCAUUUGUCAAACCAACCUUGGGCAAAAUGAAGAAAUUCCUAGGAAGCAAAGGAGGAAGAUGAGCUAUAGGAGAUUGAAGAAAAGUUCCUUACCCAGCCAUGAACCAAGGAAACAGCUUGGAAUUCAGCAGAAGACCAGGGUCAAGCCAUCACCAAUACUUCCCAUGGUUAACUUGGAUUACAGCACAGAGGAAAAAUUUGAAUCCUUAAGUUCUCUUGGUACAGAAUCAAGCUAUCAUGUAUUGCCAGGCAAACAAGGGCACUGUGCGGUGAAAGGCAUGAUCAUGUACAAUAGGGCUGUCUGGUCCCCUGAGCCCUGCAUCACCUGCCUCUGCUCAAAUGGAAAGGUGCUUUGUGAUGAAAUCACAUGCCCCUCUCUCAGAUGCCUCCAGACAGACACCCCUGAAGGAGAAUGUUGCCCUGUCUGCUCUCAUACUGAACAAAGACAACCUACCCAUUUACUUCAUAAGCAUCUACUAUCUCCUCGGGUAAAAAUGGACCAAGGAUUGAGAAAAGAGAAACUUCAAUCUGAGGUGGAUGAAAAAGAAAUAAAAGAAGAUGGGGAGGAAAAGAAGAACACUCUUGAACUUGAUGCUGAAGGGAUACUUUCCAAUGUGGCACAGAGCAGAGAAGGAAGCAUACAGAGGCCUGGAGGAGAGGGGCACCAAGUCGAUCAGCACAGUGACUCAGCCACGGAGGAUGAUGAGUUUGAAGAUGAGGUAGAGGAGGAAGAAGAGGUAGAGGAGCCUGAAGAUGAGGAGGUUAUUAGAGGUGAUGUCUUCAGGAUGCCCUCAAGGCUCCCCACCCCUGCUCAUCCCAGAGGCUCACCACCUGUGCCUAGCAAGUGUGCAUUGUCUUACAAGACCAUCAGCUGUAUCAGUGUAGACCUCACAGGGAUACCACCGCUGACAGCACCAGAGAUAACAAGCUUGGAACUCAUUGGCAACUCCAUCACUUCCAUUCCUGAUGAAGCAUUUAAUGGAUUACCAAAUUUGGAAAGGCUUGAUCUGAGCAAAAAUAGUAUCACUUCUUCAAGCAUUGGUCCUAAAGCAUUUAAGCUUCUGAAGAAGUUGACACGCCUGAAUUUGGAUGGGAACAAUUUAGUAGAGAUUCCAUCAGGAUUACCACCUACAUUAGAAGAGCUUAAAGUCAAUGAGAACAACCUUCAGGCUCUAGAUGAAGAAAGCUUAUUUGGUUUAAAUCGAUUGGUCACCUUAGAAAUGGAAGGGAACAAUCUCAGUGAAGCCAAUGUCAGUCCUUUAACUUUCAAACCUUUGAUGAGCCUAUCCUAUCUUCGUCUGGGAAGAAACAAAUUCAGAAUCAUACCACAGGGUCUUCCUGCUUCUAUUGAGGAAUUAUACCUGGAAAAUAAUCAGAUUGAGGAAAUAACUGAAAUUUGUUUCAAUCACACUAGGAAGAUCAAUGUCAUUGUACUACGUUAUAAUAAAAUUGAGGAAAAUAGAAUUGCUCCAUUAGCCUGGAUAAAUCAGGAAAACCUAGAAUCAAUUGAUAUGUCCUACAAUAAGCUCUACCAUGUCCCCUCUUAUCUACCCAAGUCACUGCUACAUCUUGUGCUCAUUGGAAAUCAGAUAGAGCGUAUCCCUGGCUUUGUGUUGGGCCACAUGGAGCCAGGCCUGGAAUAUCUGUACCUGUCAUUUAACAAGCUUGCUGAUGAUGGCUUGGACCAGGUCUCAUUCUAUGGGGCAUACCAUUCUCUGAGAGAACUAUUUCUGGACCACAAUCACUUAAAAUCUAUACCAAGUGGGAUCCAAGAAAUGAAAGCACUACAUUUCCUGAGGUUGAACAACAACAAGAUACGGAAUAUUCUCCCACAACAGAUUUGCAAUGAUGAAGAGGACAGCGAUUCAACCCUAGAACAUCUUCAUCUUGAAAACAAUUAUAUUGCAACAAGAGAAAUUUCACCCUAUGCAUUUUCAUGCAUAAGAUCAUACUCAAGUAUUGUUCUUAAGCCACAAAAGAUCAAGUAAUUCCAAGUUAUCCUAUUGUUUAUAAAACCUAUUCAUGUAUUUGCUGCAGUAGCAUUUAUUAUCUGUAAGAUAUAUUGCUCAUGUAAUACUCACUAUUAUCAUAACAUUCAAGUUGGUUGACCAAUCCAUAAAUAAACAACAAAAGCAUCUACAA
This is a messenger RNA of Suncus etruscus (white-toothed pygmy shrew), 2245 nucleotides long. It is a transcript of the gene ECM2, whose product is annotated as extracellular matrix protein 2. Gene Ontology annotation, cellular component: extracellular matrix. The record is from RefSeq and is a predicted model, not a curated record. Gene Ontology annotation, molecular function: protein binding; collagen V binding; heparin binding. Gene Ontology annotation, biological process: positive regulation of cell-substrate adhesion; extracellular matrix organization. NCBI's taxonomy places the organism in Eukaryota, Metazoa, Chordata, Mammalia, Eulipotyphla, Soricidae. The transcript has 10 exons. Bases 67 to 2091 code for a protein of 674 amino acids.